Molecule: messenger RNA, 2747 nt
Organism: Cyprinodon variegatus (sheepshead minnow)
Lineage: Eukaryota; Metazoa; Chordata; Actinopteri; Cyprinodontiformes; Cyprinodontidae
Product: extensin-like
Exons: 7
Coding region: 224-2524 (766 amino acids)
Source: RefSeq, a predicted model, not a curated record
UUUCUUCCACAUGAGGAGCGAGUUUUCCAACUCAGCUUAUUCCAGACCUGAAACCAUCUCCAAAGCGCACAGAGCAACCCACGCAGCGUGACAAGAGCCACGCGUUGAGGGUCGUUUUUAGUUUAUUCAGAAAGUUUUAUUUUCCUUGGAUUUAGGAUGAGAGGCUGAGGAAGAAAACUAUUCAGUCAAUUUUCUUCUCUUGUUUUGGGAUCUUAACCUCAGGAUGGAUGAGCAAGAGGAAGCAUUAGACUUCCAGGCGCUGAGAGCCAAGUUCCAGGACAAGGAGUUCCUUCUGGGGCCACCAAAGACCAAACCUAGUGUCCCAGAGAAACCAAAGGUCAUCCCUCCUCCCACGAGUCCCACUCACCAUCUUCCAUCAGGAGCACGCCCCUCCCUGCUCUCCUCCAUCAACCAUGCCUUGGAAUCAAAGACGCUGAACGCCCCCAGAGUGGUCUUUAAGGAUGAGAAGAAGGAUAACAAAAAGAUUCUUAUCCAUAAUAACUCAAAAGCCAAAGAAAAGUCUGACAUAAAGCCUAAGGAGACGAAGGAUAAGACUAAAGAAAGUAAGGAGAAGCUGAAUGAAAACUCUGUGGAUCACAAGGAGAAGAACGGUAAGAAGCUUCCAUUCGUCGGGAUACAGAAAGAGAGCACAGCUGAGCUGGUACCAGUCUCUCCUCCUCCAAAAGCCAAAACACAGAGGAAGAAGAACAUUCUUGGUUUCAUGAAGUCUACCAAGAAAGAUCCAGCAGAAUCAAUCUUAGACUCUCCUUCUGGUGACGCAGCAGGACCAGCACUGCUGCUCCCAGUGGUUUCCCAUGCCGACUGCACGCCAGAGGAGUCGAUAUACUCGGUACCAAAACCCAUUCUCCCAAAGAUUACCGUCCCUGAACCCAGGGCUGCAGUGGACCUGGCAGCUCUCUCCCCUAUCCCUGACCCCCCCGACUUCUCCCCUCCUCCAGCCUUCAUCCCAGACACCUCAGAAGUCAGAGCUCCUGCCCUGCAGAGUGAAACCCCCCCACAGAUUGAAAGUCCUGCUCUGCCAGUUUCUGACCUGCGUGUCCAAAAUGAAACCGUUUCCAUUCCUCCCAUCAUUGCUCCCGCCCCUCCAGUCGUUGCUGCCCCCUCUCCUCCAAGCACCGUGGCUUCUACCCCUCCACCAAUAGUGGCUCCCUCCCCUCCACCCACCGCUCCCCCCUCCCCUCCGCCCAGGAAAUCCCCUCCAUCCAGAGCUAUCCCCUCUCCUCCACCGAGUUUUGCCAACUCGGAUCCUCCUGAGGCCUCUGCUCCCUCCCCAUCGCCUCCUGAGCUUCGGGUCGUAGCCCCUUCUGACGUGGAGGCAGAGCAUCCGGGUUCAGAGGACACGACAGACUCUCUUUCCAAACUAGAGCGUCCCAUCUCUGCCCUGUCCGCCCUGGAGAGGGCAGAGGACAUGAGCACAGGGAAAAGAACCCCUCCCAGUGACCAGAGGAUCUUAAGCGCUCUUGAAAAGGCGCGAAAAAAGGCCACAAGCCCCCUGUCUAGUCCUAUUCCCCCACUUGAGGACUUUUCUUCUCAACUGAACCCCGCCUUAUCUGAUGGAGAGUUCCCACCCAUCGAUCACAAGGGAAAGAAACCCCCCCAACAUGAGCCACUAGUCAAUAGCACGGACCACAGGACGGCUUCUCCUGUGUUGCAUAACCUCACUGAGAUUGGAUCUAACACGCCCAUAGAGCUGCUCGUGGUUCCGCCUCCACCACCCAGACGGGUCCUACCAGACCCUGAGACUCUGGGUCCUGCUCCACAGAAACCUGACAGACCUCCUUCUGUCAACUUGAGUGAAUUCACUCCCCCUUCCCCACUUAUUGCUGAAGAGAUUCCUGUCCCGCCUGAGUUUUCAGAGCCUGACGCUACAGACGCCGUCGAGUACGAUGAUCUGGCGGAUGGUUUCUCGCAGGAGCUGCCGGUUUCUGAGUCUGGGAACGAGGAAUUUACUGGCGCCGACGUUCCAGAUGAACCACGGCAGCCAGAGUUUUAUAGCAAUGGGAUCAGUGAGCCAGAAACUGAGGUCCGCACCGAGACGCCGCAUGAGGAUGACUACCGAUGUAAUCCUCCGCAGGAUCAACCCCUGCAAGCUGCUCCAAAUCACUUGCCCCCACAAGACGACCCUCACACAAUAUACCGCAGCAGUUUGAACGAAAGCAACGAAAGCAAUGAAAACUUGUACGAGGCGGUGAGGGCGUCUCCUGGGAAAAAGAAGGGGAAGAACGGUGGCAAGAAACAAAAAGGGACCCUUAAAAACCCAUAUGUUGAGAGUACACAAGAAACGGUAGGAAUUAUUCCAGCUGAACUCCUUCAGCUUUUUUUUUUCAUAUUUUGUCACGUUGCAGCUGUAGUUCUGUUUUGGAGGGCAGACCUGUGUCACCUAGAUUUGCAUAUUCAGAAACUUCUUUUUCAUCUUUUACAUGGGAGUGAAAUUUUUUCUCUCUUUGGUGUCGUUUUCACUGUAGCUGUCUGCUUAGAAGUUUGGUUUUCUGCUGGAAGGUGAAUCUUUAUCCCCGUCUCUAAUGUUUUGUAGCGUCUAGACAUUUUUUUCUAACCUCUAUUUGACUCCAUCAAUUAACAUAAACUCUGAGCAGCAUCCCAUUUCCUGCUGAAUAGAAUCAUCCACACAGUUUCAUAGAGCGCCGCCACAAUUCAGCAGAUGGAUGCUGUAUAUUUAGUGAUUUAGUGCAUUGCAUGUUUAGCGCAUAGACCAAUAAUAAUAGUGU